Messenger RNA from Mustela lutreola (European mink), 7163 nucleotides. RefSeq names its product TRIO and F-actin binding protein (gene TRIOBP). The coding region runs from base 16 to 6432 and encodes 2138 amino acids. Lineage: Eukaryota; Metazoa; Chordata; Mammalia; Carnivora; Mustelidae. Gene Ontology annotation, biological process: actin filament organization; positive regulation of substrate adhesion-dependent cell spreading. The transcript is spliced from 22 exons. The record is from RefSeq and is a predicted model, not a curated record. Gene Ontology annotation, cellular component: actin cytoskeleton. Gene Ontology annotation, molecular function: actin filament binding.
CCUGACUUAACCAAUAUGCAGGAAGACACUGGGAAUGCCCCGUGUGAAUACUCUGAGGUCAACGUGCUUGCCCAGAGCUGCUGUCAAAGCUGCUUCCACCCCGAGGAGGCCCACAGACCAAGGCAGGAGGAGCCAGGGAACCCUCCCAGUGCUGAGCCACCUUACUGUGACUUGCCUCGCCGCCCACCUGCCUCUGAGGACCCUCCCCGUUCCUCAGCCUCCGGCUGCCCGUCGGUGGUGGGCCCGGGCCUUGGGCCAGGGCUGCAGAGGGGUCCGUCAGCAGGGUCCUCAGCAGAGGUCCCCACCGCUGCCUCCGGGAGCCAGAGCCAGGAAUUGGAGGCAGGACCCUCUCUGGAGGAUCUGGCCUCCUGCCUGGGUGGCAGCUUUGACGAAGGCCUUGACUCUGGCACCAGCUCCAGCCCUGACCACGACACCCCUGAUGAUACCAGCGACUCGUCCUCCGUGGACUGGAACACUGUUGCAAGGCAGGAGGAGGCCCCCAGCUGGGACGAGCUCACCGUGAUGAUCCCGAGGAAGCCCCAGGAAGGGCCAAGAGCUGACAGUGCCCGAAAGGCUCCAUCUCUCCUCACCCGGUCUCCCGUAGGAGGGGAUGCUGCAGGCCAGAGAAAGGAAGACCCCUGCAGUGGGAGCCGAAGUGCCGGACAGCACUGGGUGAAGCUCCGGGGAGAAAGUGGGCACUUCCUGGAGCGGCACCGGUCGGCGCUAACCCAGGUUUCCCGUGCGACACUGCCGGGCGGACCUCGCGGUGCCAGCCCCCAGGCUUCCUCUCUUCAUCGUUCUGCCCAGAAGGACGCUGCCCAGACUGCUUCCACACAGGUCGAUACCCCCCGAGCCUCCUCUCCCACACAAAUCGCCCAACGGGAGAAGCCCAGGACCUCGUCCACCCAACAGGACAUCCCCAGGCCCGCCUUCACACAGCACAACACCCCCAGAGCCUCCUCUCCCUCAAGAAUCGCCCAACGUGAUGACCCCAGAACCUCCUCCGUCCAACGGAGCAACCUUCGAGUUUCCUCUCCCACCAGAACCACCAAACAAGACAACUCUAGAACCUCUUCUGUCCAACAGAACAACAUUCAGACUUCUUUUCCCACGUGUACUUCGCAGAGGGACAAUCCCAGAGGCUCCUCUCCCAACAGAACCACCCUGCGGGACAACCCCCGGGCACCCUGUCCGCAACGGGACAAUCCCAGAGGCCCCUCUCCCAACAGAACCACCCCACGGGACAACUCCCGGGCACCCUGUCCGCAACGGGACAAUCCCAGAGGCCCCUCUCCCAACAGAACCACCCCGCGGGAAAACUCCCGGGCAUCCUGUCCCCAGCGAGACAAUCCCAGAGGCGCCUCUCCCAACAGAAGCACCCAGCGGGACAACCCGCGGACACCCUGUCCCCAACGGGACAAUCCCAGAGGCGCCUCUCCCAACAGAACCACCCCGCGGGACAACCCCCGGACACCCUGCCCCCAACGGGACAAUCCCAGAGGUUCCUCUCCCAACAGAACCACCCCGCGGGACAACUCCCGGGUACCCUGUCCCCCGCAGGACAAUCCCAGAGGCGCCUCUCCCAACAGAAGCACCCUGCGGGACAACCCCCGGACACCCUGUCCCCAACGGGACAAUCCCAGAGGUGCCUCUCCCAACAGAAGCACCCAGCGGGACAACUCCCGGACACCCUGUCCCCAACGGGACAAUCCCAGAGGCUCCUCUCCCAACAGAACCACCCAGUGGGACAACCCCAAAGCUUCUUGUAUUCAACAGAACAACCCUAGGACCUCUUAUAGUCAACGAGACAAUCCACAGUCUUCCUCUCAGCGGGACAGCCCUGGAGCAUCCUCCCCUCGAUGCUGCACGAAACGGGACCACCCUGGACCGUCACCUCCCCAUCGCUCCGCUCAACGGAACAACCCCAGGAAUUCUUCACCCCAUCGUACUAACAAAGACAUCCCCUGGGCCUCCUUUCCCCUCCGCCCAACCCAGAGCGAAGGCCCCCGAACCUCUUCCCCAUCUCGCUCCAAGCAAAGUGAGGUUCCCUGGGCCUCCAUUGCCCUUCGGCCAACCCAAGGGGACAGGCCUCCUCAGACCUCCUCUCCCACUAGGCCAGCUCAGCGCGACCCACCUCUGUCCUCGUCCGGAUCUGCCCAGCACAGCUCGCCAUCUCAGGCUGCGUCCUCCCUCCAUAACCCGGGCCCCCACAGUGCCUCCCGGACCUCUUCACCUCUGUACCCUGCUACCCGCGGGGCACCCCAGACCUCUUCGGAGCCCUCCCAGCCUCCAUGCUCGGUCUGUAUUGGGCAUCGGGACGCCCCUCGAGCUUCUUCACCUCCUCGCUACUUGCAACAUGACCCAUUCCCCUUCUUCCCAGAACCCCACGCAUCUGAGACAGAAUUGCCCCACCACACCCCCCCCUACAUACCUCCAGCCGUGUGCAUUGGACACCGGGAUGCCCCCCGGGCUUCCUCACCCCCCCGCCACACCCAGUUUGACCCCUUCCCCUUCCUCCCAGACACAUCUGAUACUGAGACUCAGUCCACCCAGCACGACCCUCCUCAGCUCCCCCCACCUGUGUGUAUUGGGUACCGGGAUGCACCCCGGGCCUCCUCUCCGCCACGCCAGCCCCCAGAACCCUUCCUGUUAUUCCAGGAUCUUCCCAGGGCCAGCACUGAGAGCCUCGUCCCCUCCACAGACUCUCUGCACGAGCCCCCCCACAUGCCCACCCCCGUGUGCAUCGGGCACCGGGAUGCGCCCUCUUUCUCAUCCCCACCACGCCAGGCCCCGGAGCCCUCCCUCUUUUUUCAGGAUCUCCCAGGGACUAGUAUGGAGAGCCUGGCCCCCUCCACUGACUCUCUGCAUGGCUCCCCCGUGCUGCCUCCCCAAGUGUGCAUCGGGCACCGGGAUGCACCCCGAGCCUCCUCCCCACCCCGCCACCCCCCCAGUGACCUAGCACUCCUGGCACCGUCACCUCCGCCAGGCAGCUCAGGGGGCUCCCGGGGCUCAGCAGCCCCUGGGGAGACCAGGCACAACCUGGAGAGGGAGGAGUACACCAUGCUGGCCGAUCUGCCCCCGCCCAGGAGGCUGGCGCAGAGGGAGCCAGGGCCCCAGUGCAGCAACGGCGGCCGCACCCGCAGCCCUGGCCGUGCGGAGGUGGAGCGCCUCUUCGGGCAAGAGCGCAGGAAGUCCGAGGCACCGGGGGCCUUCCAGGCCCGGGACGAGGGGCGGUCGCAGCGGCCCAGCCAAGGUCAGAGCCAACUUCUCCGAAGACAGUCCAGCCCUGCCCUCAGCAGGGAGGUAACCAAGCCCCUUGCGAAGCAGGCAGAACCGGCCCGGCGGAGUCAAGCAGAGCCGUGUCGUCCCAGGAGCCCUGAGAGGCGGCCUGAAGGGGACCGGCGGCUCCAGGGGACCUCGCUGCCCCCAAGGACAUCAGCCAGGACCCCUGAGAGGGAGCGGCGGACAGAGAGACCUCUGGAAAGUGGCCGGGCAGGCCCAAGACAGCCUCUGGGGGGGUGGCGGAGUCAGGAGGGGCCUCCAGGAACCCAGGGCCCUCACAGACAUCUGGAGAGAGGGUGCAGCAGCCCGCAGGAGGGCCCAGGACUGGGGGACUGGCAAGGACUUGGGGAGCCCAGCCGGGGGCUUGCCAGAGCCCCAGAGGGAACUUGGAGGGGCCCUCUCAGGGAGUCCGAGGAGAGCUGGGAGCAGGAGGGUGGCCCGACUGGCCACAGGGGGCAGGCAGAGGCCUGGGAGGAGCCCCCCGGGAAUAGGUUUCGGGAGGCCCCUGACAGGCCCGCUCUCAGAGGCUGGGCCAGCCUGCAGGAGCUGCCCAGUGCCCACCAGACUAAGAGCCCCCCAGAGAACUCCAGGGUAGGCCCAGAAGAGUUCUUGAAAUCCCAGAGGCCUGAGAUACCCACUACCAUGGGCUGGGGGGCUGAGGGAACGCGCCCACCCCUGCACAGUCCUGAGAGGCGAUCCGAGCUCGACUGGAAGGACCUUGUGGGCCUUCUCAGGGUGCCCAGAGAAGGGGCCUGGGGCCGGAUAGAGGAGUCGAUGCUCACCUCCCACCUUCCCAGGUUGGACUGGGAAGGCCUCCUCGAGCUCCUACGGGCCCAGCUGCCCCGCAAGGACCCAGCUGGACACUGGGGUCCCCCGGCCCCGGCUUCAGGGGGUCCCCUGGCCCCGGCUUCAGGGCCAGAAGUGGGUUCCCCAGGCACAAAUGGCACCCCGGAGCUAGAGCGACAGGGCCAGCCUGAUGGCUGGGAGGAGUCCACCCUGGUCAACGGACAGAGCCAGAGCGCUGGGCAGUGGCCCGGGAGCUCCGCCCAGCCGCCCAGCCCUGCCUGCACCUCCACCCAGUGGCCAAAGACCAGAGUGACGAGGGGACCAGAGACCUCACCUAUGGCUUGUCUGGAAGAGAUGGGCCAGCUGGGGAGCAGGAGCCCUGCAGAGGGUCCCAGCUUGCCAGAGUGGGAGUUCCAAUCAGAGGAGCCCGAGGAGUCAGAACCAAGCAAAGGCCAAGACUCACUGACGGACCAGAAGCAUGCAGACUCGGCAGACAAGAGGCCAGCGGAGGGCAAGGCUGGGAGCCCACUCAAGGGCCGACUGGUGACCUCAUGGCGGAUGCCCGGGGACCGUCCCACGCUGUUCAAUCCGUUCCUGCUGUCCCUGGGGGUCCUCAGGUGGCAAAGGCCCGAUCUGCUCAACUUCAAGAAGGGAUGGAUGUCGAUCUUGGACGAGCCUGGAGAGUGGAAGAAGCACUGGUUUGUGCUGACGGAUUCCAGCCUUAAGUACUACCGGGACUCCACUGCUGAGGAGGCCGAUGAGCUGGAUGGUGAGAUCGACCUGCGCUCCUGUACGGAUGUCACCGAGUACGCCGUGCAACGCAACUAUGGCUUCCAGAUCCACACUAAGGAUGCCGUCUACACCUUGUCGGCCAUGACCUCGGGUAUCCGGAGAAACUGGAUUGAGGCUCUGAGGAAGACUGUGCGACCCACCACGGCCCCGGAUGUCACCAAGCUCUCGGACUGCAACAAGGAGAACGCGCUGCACGGCUACAGCACCCAGAAGGGCUCCCUGAAGGCGGGAGAACAGCGGGGGGGCUCUGAGGUCAUCGGUCGGGGCGGCCCGCGGAAGGCGGAUGGGCAGCGGCAGGCCCUGGACUAUGUGGAGCUGUCCCCGCUGACGCAGGGCGCCCCGCAGCGGGUCCGCGGCCCGGCCCGCACGCUUGACCGCCUGGCCAAGCAAGAGGAGCUGGAGCGGGACCUGGCCCAGCGCUCCGAGGAGCGACGCAAGUGGUUUGAGGCCACGGACGGCCGGCCCCCGGAGACCGCCGCUGGCGAGGGGCCGCGCCGGGGUCUGGGCGCCCCGCUGACUGAGGACCAGCAGAACCGGCUCAGUGAGGAGAUUGAGAAGAAGUGGCAGGAGCUGGAGAAGCUGCCCCUGCGGGAGAACAAGCGGGUGCCUCUCACCGCCCUACUCAACCAGAGCCGUGGGGAGCGCCGGGGGCCCCCAGGUGACAGCCACGAGGCCCUGGAGAAGGAGGUCCAGUCUCUUCGUGCCCAGCUGGAGGCAUGGCGUCUUCAGGGAGAAGUUCCACAGGGUGCACCCCGGUCCCAGGAAGAUGGCCACAUCCCCCCAGGCUACAUCUCGCAGGAAGCGUGCGAGCGCAGCCUGGCCGAGAUGGAGUCCUCGCACCAGCAGGUCAUGGCGGAGCUGCAGCGGCAUCACGAGCGCGAGCUACAGCGGCUGCAGCAGGAGAAGGAGUGGCUCCUGGCCGAGGAGACCGCAGCCACGGCCUCAGCCAUCGAAGCCAUGAAGAAGGCCUACCAGGAGGAGCUAAGCCGGGAACUGAGCAAGACACGGAGUCUCCAGCAGGGCCCCGAUGGCCUUCGCAAGCAGCACCAGUCCGACGUGGCGGCGCUGAAGCGGGAACUGCAGGUGCUGUCGGAGCAGUACUCGCAGAAGUGCCUGGAGAUCGGGGCCCUGACAAGGCAGGCUGAGGAGCGGGAGCACACGCUGCGACGCUGCCAGCAGGAGGGCCAGGAGCUGCUGCGCCACAACCAGGAGCUGCACGCCCGCCUGUCAGAGGAAAUCGACCGGCUGCGCAGCUUCAUCGCCUCGCAGGGCACCGGGGAUGGCUGCGGGCGAGGCAGCGAGCGGAGCUCUUGUGAGCUGGAGGUGUUGCUGCGAGUGAAGGAGAACGAGCUCCAGUACCUGAAGAAGGAGGUACAGUGUCUCCGGGACGAGCUGCAGAUGCUCCAGAAGGACAAGCGCUUCACCUCCGGGAAGUACCAGGAUGUGUACGUGGAGCUGAACCACAUCAAGACGCGGUCGGAGCGGGAGAUUGAGCAGCUGAAGGAGCACCUGCGCCUCGCCACAGCCGCGCUGCAGGAGAAGGAGUCCAUGCGCAACAGCCUGGCUGAGUAGAGGUCCUGGUGGCCCAGCGGUGCCAGCAGACCCUCCCCCGGCCUGAGGGGACCAGUCAGUCGCCCUCCUUCCUGCUGGAUGGAAGUCAGAAGCCAAGCUUUCUCGCCACCCUCUGUGGGCCGCACAUGCACUCAUACCCACCACACACACACACACGCACACACACACGCACACACACGCACACACACAUGCACACACACAUACACACACACUCUGCGUAUCUGAGCGCGCCCCUCGCACUGGGUCUUACCUUGCACCUUCUUCAGGAUUUUAUAUGUGAAGAGAUUGUUAUAUAGAUUUUUUUCCCUUUUUUUUUCCAAAACACAUUAUACUUUGAGAAAAGCAAUUCCUGGAGGCCGUGUGCCUCCAUCACUGGCCCCCUCUGGCUCUAGCCGCCUGCCCGGGCUUCUGGGCCCGCGGGCCUGCCCCAGGGACAGGGGCCUAGCAAACGCCCAGCAGCGGUCGUGGCAGGGUGGACUCUGGUGGGAGAGGCAGGGAGCCAGCCACCCUCUUCCUACCCUACCUCCCACUAACUACUUCCUGCCCUGAGGCACCCCACAGCGUGGGACUCUGGACAGAGGGACGGACGGGCAGAGGGAGCCGGCAGCUGUCCCUAAGUUCUCAUCUCCUCAUCCGGGGGUGGGGUGCUGGACAGGGAACUGCCCGAGCCGCCCCAUGAAGGCUUCUCUCCUGCUCCAUGAGCCUUCUUAACUUAAUAAAAUGUUCCCGCA